AUGUCACAAUACUCGGCCAACCUUAACAUCAUUAACCCCAUGUAUGGGACUGCGGAGCCUAUCGAAGAUGCAUUCGACCAGAGCAACCUUGAUCUUUUUGCAAAUGCAGACUUCUUUGAUUGGGACAUGGGCCAGUCGAUACACACUGCCGUAGGAGGAAACGAAACAGAUAGGGAUGGUGAUAAAAAAAUGGAGACGUCUACUUCUACUUCUGCUACUUCACUUGAUGUCUUCGGCGGGGACGCCAGUCUUGAGAGCUACAUGAAUUCCGUUGACUUCUCCCAACUCUCUUCGUUCAUGAUGAGCGACUUCCCUCAUCCUCCUCCUCCUCCUCCUCAGCAGAGCUCUCACAUUUCCUCUGCUUCCUCUAUUUCGCAGCCCUCGCACGGCCAUCAGCGGCCUCGGAACCUUGCCAUUCUCCCUCAGCCUUCGCAUGCUUCACAUGCCCUCGCUCAAAAUGGUUCUUCAUCCAGUUAUAAUUCUCCGAUAUCACCUGCAACCUCAAUCAUCAAUCCGAAUCCCUUGAAGAGGAAGUCUUCUACCCUUGGCCUGGAUUCUUCGCCUCGCUCCCUUGAGGAAUCUUCAAGGGUAGCAGCCGAAGAGGAUAAGCGACGUAGGAAUACCGCUGCAUCCGCUAGGUUCCGAGUUAAGAAGAAGCAAAGGGAACAGGCCCUUGAAAGUCAUGCCAAGGAUCUUGAGACCAAGCUCCAGGAACUCAGCGGCAAGGUUACCACUCUCGAGAACGAGAACAAGUGGUUGAAGGACCUCCUUAUGGAGAAGCAUGGCUCUAACGAGGACUUCAUAAGGCUCAUUAAGUCGGCUCCAUUCCCUUUAUCGUCUUUGGCAAAGGCGGCAGCGGAAGCGGAAGCGGAAGAGGAAGAAGAUGAUGACGACGACGAGGAGGAUGAAUAG
Molecule: messenger RNA, 912 nt
Organism: Orbilia oligospora ATCC 24927
Lineage: Eukaryota; Fungi; Ascomycota; Orbiliomycetes; Orbiliales; Orbiliaceae
Exons: 2
Coding region: 1-912 (303 amino acids)
Biological process (GO): regulation of transcription by RNA polymerase II
Cellular component (GO): nucleus
Molecular function (GO): RNA polymerase II transcription regulatory region sequence-specific DNA binding; DNA-binding transcription activator activity, RNA polymerase II-specific
Source: RefSeq, a predicted model, not a curated record